Pocillopora meandrina is the source of this 1608-nucleotide messenger RNA. The record is from the annotation of a GenBank genome assembly. NCBI's taxonomy places the organism in Eukaryota, Metazoa, Cnidaria, Anthozoa, Scleractinia, Pocilloporidae.
AUGGCUACCAGUACACUGAUAGAGGUUUUUGGUCAGAUCGUAUAUCGCCUCACGCGCAGCGUUACAGAACACUACAACCCAGAAGAACCUGAAUUCACGACAGAGUCUUUUGGCUACGAUCCACUGCUAAGCACAGGUAGAGAAUGGUAUAAAGAGCCUGUUGAUGAACUGAUAUACCAAGAGUACAGCAACAGAGAGGCCACAAACUCGAACUUUUUCGCACAUAACAUUAAUGUCCAGGUUAAAGACGCGUUCUUACCAGAAGACAGUGAGGAGACAAGGGUAGAUCAGAACGUUAAGGAGGAAGAAAUGACUUGGAAACGUCUUCGUCCAUCCUUUUCACAGACAGUUUGUAAAUCGAUGUGCUUUGGAGCGUUGAUUUCGUUUCUUGCAGCUAUGUUAAUUGCCAUGGUUUACCUGCAAAUCUCCUAUGUCAGUUAUAAAACAAUUCUUCAAUGUCAGGAUUAUAACAUCUCGUCAAUUCCAAUUCGUGUGCAGUGGAUCAAAACGAUUUCUGAUGCGAUAUCCGUUAGUUUCUACUACUUCUGGAUCUUUGUUACACUCCUGUUUCUUUUUCAUCCAUAUCAGCUCAAAGGAAUAAAGAAAAAGCUGAUUCUGGUAAGCUUUGUAGCGUAUUGUUUGGACAUAAGUUAUCGCUUUUCUCUUCAAGUUAUUGGAAAGCCUUAUUAUGCGUCAGCCACUGAAUUGCAGAUUCCAAUAUAUACUUUUCUCAUCACCAGUAUAUGUUUGCAAUUAUAUAUUGUCGGGAGGCAGUUCUGCCCGCGUCCAAGACUGACAGGUUUAUUGUGUAAAAUGAUAGUGCCAUUUUGCUUGCCCCUUAUUUCUGGAAUGUUUACUUCGGAUAUUCUUUAUAGAACGUAUCUCAAACAAAAAGACACAGGCAGACUGAUAAUUGCAUUAUUUUCACCUCUCUUGGGGGUCGCUAUAAAGGUAAUAUCAAGAAUCUGUGUUCAACGAUUAUGGAACAUUACUCAUCCAGGAUACUCUUAUGUGUUAUUGGCGCCUCUCUACUACUGCUCAGCUAUUAUCUUUCGAGCUUUACAAGCAGAUCUUGACCAUCUCCGGACUAUCGCCAUUCUUGGAGUUAUUCACGGAGCUGCAGAAGUCAUUGAACGAAGCAUCAUGGCGUUGGUCGAUCAUGUUCUCCAUGUGUUGUGGAAAAGGAAAUUGGCUCCUUGGGGGAGUUUUCGCACACCUCGUCGCGAACGACUCAUGGCUGAUAUCAUCAUCUUGAGUAUGUUGUCUGAAUCUGUUGCUGUGGUGUAUGUAAACGGACUAAGAUACUUGCAUGAUUUUGUAUUCGUUGGAAACAACUCUAUAAUUUGGUUGCUCAAGACCUUCGCAGUUCACACUUCAGUUCAACUGGUAAUUGAGUGGCUUUUCACCAGUGUGUCUCUGGCGAUCGAGACUCGUUAUCAGAAUGUGGCUGUGAUGGCUGUUUGGCGAAGAAGAUGGAAAAGACACAUAUUGUUAGCGCUUGUAAAUACAUUUCCAAUCGCUGUAUGGAAUAGCUUUUGUCUCUUAGUGUUAUUUCGUGCUCGUUAUAAGGAAGUCCUUAACCAGCCCUGUAAGAUGCCGUUUACUUGA